CAGGUCAUGUGAUCGCAUAAAUAACAUUUCAUUUUAUUUUAUUUUAUUGACAGGUUCAGGACGCCACGUGGGAUUGUGUUGAAAGCACACGGGUCACGUGAUCCUGAAUCCGGAAGCGGGAAUCAAAUCGGACGUCUAAUCUAAACAGAGAGGAGCUUCAGUGAAGCGGAUUAGAGGAGCAUCAGAUAAAUAGGACGCUGAUGUCGUGUUGUAGAGGCUCAUUUUGUUUGCUAUUUGGAACCUCUUUCUAAGCGAAGUCAGUUAAUCUGAUCUCUAUUAAGCCACGAUGACUCCCACGCUGAGUCUCAUUGGAGCCGUUUUCGUGGCUCAUAUUGUGUGUGUGAGCAGCUCGACUGAAACCCUCGACCCAAAUUUAGUCAAAGCGGCCAAUUUUGCCAUCGAGUAUCAUAAUCGCAUGAUGAACUAUCCUUAUGCGUAUAAAGUCGUGGAGAUCCUGUCUAACUCUGCACAGAUCUACCCUCCUGCCCGGGUGAAGUACUCCAUAGAAGUACAAGCGGCUCAGACGACCUGCAGAAACGACGGCGGCGUGAACCUGGAGGACUGCAGUGUUGCAGCUAACGCACAGACGAUGAUCUGCAAAUUCGUGGUUCUGUCAGUUCCAGGAGAGAUCGAUGUUUCUCAAUAUGUUCUGUUACAGCAAUGUGACUGACACGUUACUCUUCAGAUUCUUCAAGUCUUCCGCACAAUAGCUGUUUAAGCAUCUAGAAGGAGCUCCAUAUGAAACCACACACUAUGCUGUAGGAAAAUAAUCAACAACCAGGUGACGUAAUACAUCUCAGAAUGAAGCGUCACUGUCUCCACCCUGUAGUCGAUUAUUUUCCUAUUAAAGCAUGUCCUGAAGUGAUUUUUUCUUAUACCACAGCAGGUUGCAAUUUUAUUCAUAAAAAAAAAUAAUAAUCCACUUAUAGUUACUGUUAAUGCAAUGGAACGAUUGAAACGCGUCACUUCCUGUUAUGGCUUUAGUUACAGCAGCUGUAAUAGACUCGUCUGUUCUGAAGACUUGAACGUCUCCUCAUAGAUUUUGAAUAUGUUUAUGAUCAUUGUUUUGAUCUCCAUAUGGCAUUUUUGUAAGCCGUUACCGUAGUAAUGUUAGUUAGUAAUGCAGGACUGUAAAUGACCAUUUAUCAGGUGAUUAUGUAUCAUUACUGCUAAGAUAAAUUAUUGAAUGUCAGCUGUUAAAGCAUGCAAUAAAUCUACUAUGAAUCAGUGAA
This is a messenger RNA of Hemibagrus wyckioides, 1232 nucleotides long. RefSeq lists its product as uncharacterized. The transcript has 5 exons. Gene Ontology annotation, molecular function: cysteine-type endopeptidase inhibitor activity. The record is from RefSeq and is a predicted model, not a curated record. Lineage: Eukaryota; Metazoa; Chordata; Actinopteri; Siluriformes; Bagridae. The coding region runs from base 287 to 670 and encodes 127 amino acids.